AAAUUGGUGGGGGUCAAUAGUAUUGUUGACAAUGAUUGUUUCAGUGUGGAAUCAGUUAUGGGAAUGACUGGUGUAUUCAAAUGGUUUAGACGAGACAUGAUUCAAAGAGACACAAGCCGCCAAAGUUUGCCGCCAAAUUUAACUGGUCUCAAUAACGAUGCCUACCGCACAGCAUUCCAAGCGUUUCUGGACCGUCGACGUGACCCAUCAGACCCAGGGUUCAUUAUCAAUAGCCCAGAGAAAGCGCGUACAGAGAGCCCAUCAAUACUGUGGAAAAAAAACUACGAGAACACGGCGAAGAACAAUGAGGAGAGCGAGUCUACAGACUUGAUGACUAUUUGUGAGAUACCAUACGCGUCUCCAUCGGAGAUAAUCGAAAUCGGAUGGCUUGCUGGUACCGAGGACCACUCCAUCGAGAUGAUGUACGCAGAGUGGCAAAGUAUUAAAGUAUCAUUGCGCAGACAUCUCAGCAACGAGUGCAAAAAUGCUGUCAAGGCUGACAUUAAAAUCCUGAGCGCGAUCCGGCAUCCGAAUCUCGUCCUGUUAAUGGGAACGACACACUGCGGCAGCCAUGAUAUUGCUGCAAUUUGUGAACCUAUUGACUGCACACUCUAUCAUUAUAUUCACGAGCAGUGCAACCCGAUUUCAAUACAGGGUAUCGCUAAAAACGCUGGGCAACUCACCUCGGCAUUGAAGUAUGUCCACAUGCGAGGGUACAUUCAUACUGCCAUUAGUUCACACUCUAUAUUCUUGACGUCCAAUGGAGUUAUGAAAAUCGGGGCCUGGGAACUGGCUAUUGAUAUUAAUAAAAUGUCUGUUGACGUACGCAAGUACGAAGAUCGGUUGAGGUCGGAGAUCUUUAGAUGGCAAGCACCGGAACUGUUUAGCCAUCAAAGAGCGACGACGGCGACUGACGUUUACGGACUUACGCUGGUGAUGUGGGAAAUGUCUACGAUGAGCGUGCCCUGGGCGGACUUGAAUAAAGAAGAGCUUGAGCAUCAAUAUAUUGAUUUGAAACGAGGCAUAAUGACGGGUAAUUACAACUUUCCGCCUCUGCUAAAGAAUUUACUGGAAACUGGAUUGGUACUGGAUGCUAACAAAAGGACACUGGACAUGAUGAAGAUGAGCCGGUUCUUGCUCAGACUCGAGAUGCAGUACGAAGAUAAGAAACCUCUUUAUGUUGAUCAAUCUUUUGUCAAUAACCGCGAUACUCUUAAUGAGUUCAGUUAUUUGUCCGAGACCUCGAUGAUUACCAGCAACACUUCGCCGUUUGUUUUGCAAUCUGUGUCUGUUUCUUCUGCUAAUGUCCCUCAAGUUAUGAGCAAUAAAACACCUGACCAACAAAAAACAACAGUCGAGCAAAAAAAUCCAGUAAUAGUUAGAGAAAAAACUACCGCGAUGCAACGGAGGACUCCAAUAGUUCAACAGAGAGCUGCGUUGAUAAAACAAAAAACUCCAUUAGUCCAUAAAAAAAAUUCAGCUUCAAUCCAACAAAAAACUCCGCGUCUAAAAAAUUCCCUCGCGUUACAAAGAACGCCGGCAUCGAGAAAAAAAAUAGAAUCGCGAAAAUUAUUUUCAGAUGAGAACAAAAAUUUGCUGAACCAAUCCUUCGACAGCUCGAGUCUCAAGAGUAUUGACUUGCUUGACACAAAAAACUCUGAGAUUUACACCCGCGAAUUCCGGCAAACUCCGGUGGUGCAGCGCAGGCCGAAUUUUAUUUCAAAUGUGAACGAAUCGAUACCCGAGGAGGCGGGAGGAGAUCCUCGACUUGACAUAAAAAAAAUAAAAGAGAUACUGGCGAAUCGCAGGAACACGUUCUUCACAACCGACAUCACCCAGAUGCAGAACAACCCCUUCCAGAGAUACGAGUCCACGAAGAGUAAAAUAAUAAACCAAGUAGCUAGCAGAGACUACGAGCCGCACAAACCGGCGAGCCACAAGACCAGCAUCGCACCCAAGUUGAAUUCCUCUGUUGAACAAUCCAAGACUAAAUUAACCCCCAGGAAAGGAUCCAGUCCCAGGCCGCCUUACUCCUACGUCCCACCUCCGAUAAGAAGCGCCGUGAUACAGCCGCAGGUUUUGAACUCGAGCUCUCAGAGCUUCUUCGAGUCAUCGCUCUGGAGAAAAGAAAAAUCUCAGUACACAUCCAGCGGACAGUUUGAAGACUCUCUGGAGUACCGAAAUAAAACCUCCUCGUCUUCGAGCAACAAGACCUUCGUCAUCAACAACUCGCCCGGCCUCAGUAGCAACGGGAACGGCAAAUUUACCGCACAGAAAUUCGUAAAUGAUCAAGCACUUAAUGAAAUUCCCCGCAGCAGUUCACUGCAAGCUCUCAAGGACACUCUGGAACGCGUUACCGAUCUGGUGAAGGCUUCCGCUAACGCAAAUAAUUCGUCCUCCCAGUCGCUGACGUCACCUGGAAGCAAAGGGUUUGAAAACUAUGGCGAGGCUCACGAUACUCUGCGCACUCCAGAGUCUAUUUUUGAGGAGCUCUACAAGUUGAACGACAACGUCGACGAAGAAAUUCGUCCGAUAGAGAGAUCCGAGAGUGCCGGGACCUUCACGAUGGAGUUGAAAAAAUUCUACGACGGCACUGAGAAUAAUUGUCCUGCAGAUCAACAGUUACGGAGUAAAGAACGGACUUCGCCUACUUUGGUCGAGGUACAGACGGCUCUGCAGUGCGGAAUUCCUAUUCGCAGUUGUAAUGAAUACUCGGGAGUAAUAAGACACGAGAUAGUAAACAUCAACGGGCUAAAGAGCAAUGACUCCAGUAGUAGUUUUGCUGAAAAACCGCCAGUGUAUCGUGAAAAAAAUAAUUUUGAGUUGUUUGGUGAUCAUCUGAAGCAUAAAAAAAAUGAGUACACCUCGUACUCAGAAAUAUCUUUGUCACGCAGACGGUCAUUACCGCCUAGUUUGUGCGAGUUGACAAUUAAUAGUAAUAGCAAUAGCAAAAAUGAGUCACCGCUAACUAAAGUAACGAGUAAAAAAACAAAUGACCUCACUGAUGAAACUGUUGAAGACAUUUACAUUGACGACGAGUUCAACGAAAAUAAUUUGGCACCAAAUAUGAUUCUCUCGGACAGAAACUCGACCACUGACAGCCAUGACAUUUAUCCUCAUUUAGCAGACCAGUCUGAACUCAUAUAAUUUAUACAAACUUAUUAUUUUAUAAUUUAUUGACUUAAUUUUAAAUAAUUGAUUACGUUUUUUUUUUAAUUUUAUAAGCCACCAUUGGAAUAAUAAAAUAAAUUCUUACAUUUAUAAACAA
Messenger RNA from Microplitis demolitor, 3268 nucleotides. RefSeq lists its product as uncharacterized. Bases 58 to 3147 code for a protein of 1029 amino acids. Gene Ontology annotation, molecular function: ATP binding; protein kinase activity. Lineage: Eukaryota; Metazoa; Arthropoda; Insecta; Hymenoptera; Braconidae. The transcript has 5 exons. The record is from RefSeq and is a predicted model, not a curated record. Gene Ontology annotation, biological process: attachment of spindle microtubules to kinetochore; protein phosphorylation; male meiotic nuclear division. Gene Ontology annotation, cellular component: intercellular bridge; kinetochore; midbody.